Calypte anna (Anna's hummingbird) is the source of this 453-nucleotide messenger RNA. It is a transcript of the gene BIN3, whose product is annotated as bridging integrator 3. The transcript has 4 exons. Gene Ontology annotation, cellular component: cytoplasm; actin cortical patch. Gene Ontology annotation, molecular function: lipid binding; protein binding. The annotation marks the transcript as partial. Lineage: Eukaryota; Metazoa; Chordata; Aves; Apodiformes; Trochilidae. Gene Ontology annotation, biological process: plasma membrane tubulation; actin cortical patch localization; endocytosis. The record is from RefSeq and is a predicted model, not a curated record.
AUGUCCAAGUCAGCUGUCAAGAUCUCUUCAGACCUUCUGUCUAAUCCCCUGUGUGAGCAGGAGCCCAGCUUUCUGGAGAUGGUCACAGCCUUCGACACAGCGAUGAAGAGGAUGGAUGCAUUCAACCAGGAGAAGGUGAAUCAGAUCCAAAAGACAGUCAUAGAGCCUCUGAAAAAGUUCAGCAGUGUCUUCCCCAGCCUGAAUAUGGCUGUGAAGAGAAGGGAGCAGACCCUGCAGGACUACAAACGUCUGCAGUCUAAGGUGGAAAAAUAUGAGGAGAAGGAAAGGACUGGUCCUGUCCUGGCCAAACUUCACCAGGCCCGUGAAGAGCUGAGGCCAGUGAGGGAGGACUUUGAAGCCAAAAACAAGCAGCUCCUGGAGGAAAUGCCCAAGUUUUACAGCAGCCGCAUCGAUUACUUCAAACCCAGCUUCGAGUCACUGGUCAGAGCACAG